Nomia melanderi (Alkali bee) is the source of this 2075-nucleotide messenger RNA. RefSeq names its product zinc finger protein 706. The record is from RefSeq and is a predicted model, not a curated record. Lineage: Eukaryota; Metazoa; Arthropoda; Insecta; Hymenoptera; Halictidae.
AUUAGUUACUCUUACGCUCGUAACAAUUUUCACGACAUACGUCAUUGAGUAUCACAGGUUAAGAAAGAAAGCACUGCUUCCGACGUCGGAAUAUCAGAGCGAUUAACUAUUUGUACAAUUGCUAGUUGUUGCUAGAAUCGAAGAAAAUUAACCGGAAUACUCGACUCGAAGCGACAGUGAUAUAAGGCUCUGUUGGGAUCUAUAGAAGGAUCUAUGAAUUUUCCUCGAACGGUUCGAAAAUGCUUGAGCCAAUAGCGUGGUGGAACUGUCAGAAGACUACAUUUCUCAUUGGAAGAAAGUAUUCCGAUACGGAUCUAAAACUUGAUAUACUUCUCGUGUAUCCAGGAAUAUGGGCACCGAGGCUGCAGGGCUUAAUAUUGAAAUAUCGAUUAAAAACAAUUUCAAGCUCGAACAGCCGUGACCGAAAGGAUCAAGAAGGGCCGGAGAGGGAAAAGUCUGAGGACGUUCGCGUGAAUCAAUUGCGAUUCCGUGAGAAUCGCGUUACUCCUCGCGGUGGAUUUUUUUGUUCUCCGGGAAACGAUUCUCUGUCAGACGGUAUAGAGUACUUCACGUGCGGAUGAUCGAAGACUACUCGUCCCGACAGAUGUGCCGAGAGCACUGAUUUUGAGCUGACUGUUCGUCCCCUUUUCGCGAAUUUCUCGAUCCCGCAGCGAUAUUUGAUCGUGCGACGAAAUCAAAAAUCGAAAGAAAGAUUGCUCGGUUCGUGGCUGCCGAAAAUCGUGCCCCGGAUCAUCGUGGUGGCAAGAGAAUCUUGCUUUUGCAACACGUUCAUCCUCGGACAGAAUGGCUCGUGGACAACAGAGAAUUCAAUCGCAAGCUAAGGCUGCAGAAAAGGCUGCAAAAGUGAAAAAACAACAAGGACACAGUGCCAAUGAUCAGAAAAAGGCAGCACAGAAAGCUUUAGUGCAUGUAUGCACAGUUUGUAAAGCACAGAUGCCAGACCCAAAGACGUAUAAGCAACACUUUGAAAACAAACAUCCUAAGAAUGAUUUACCAGAAGACUUAAAAAAUAUAUGAGGGUAAGAUCCCUUGUAACAGUCGAGGACAGGAAGUGGAGAAGGAAAGAAACUACUGCGAAUAACAAAGUGAUACAGUUUAACAUUCAACUGAUCAUUACAUAGGCCCAAUUCAAAGAAUAAAUUAAACCUUGUUAGUGUUUAAAGUGAAGUACUGCACGUUUGAGAAAUGAAUUUUCGUGCACAGCCCUAAAUUACUAUAUAACACUAUUGAAGACUCGGUUAGAGAUAAAAAAUUUGGUUUCCUUCCAAAGAUGUCCAACACAAUCGCUGAGGUUUCACUUAAGCAUUAAAGUAAUUGAAUAUGUACAUUACUAAGAAAUAAAGUUAAUCAAUUUAGCAGGAUGAUUCCAAAUAUUUAUACAUACUUUAAUGAUGCAGGUAGUAAAACAGUUACCUCAUUUUUCUACAAGUAAGACAAAAAUGCAAGUGCUAAAAAAUUGAAGAACAAAAAAAAAUAUACUCUGUGGAUUCAAAAUAGUUUAAUUACAAUGCACUUCUUCAUUAGGAAAAUAACUAUUUCUGUAGAUUGUUCUUUUUAAAUGAAAAAUUAAAUAAACAACAAUUUAUUCGAAUGAUGUAGUUGUCAAAUAUGAAAGAAUUGUGAAUAGUACUAGAGAAGAUAAUUUAUAAGGAACAAGAAACUGCCAUUUGACUGUAUCUCUAUCGAUUAUUCUAUCGAAUAAGGGUAUUACAAGUAAAAACAUAUUAAUUAAGUUCGGCUGUAAGUAUUGGUUUGUCUUGUUCCUGACACUUAAAUAUUCUUUUGUAUUAAGGAUUCAUUGAGUUAUUUUUUUUUUAUCCAUGUAAAUUGAAAUAGCAAAAUAUAACUGCACUGUACAUUUGCUUCCAUUCAGUGAAAGAAACCUAUGAUAUAAUAUGCUGCACAAUAUGACAUAUUGGCAUUUAGAAAUACAUUUGUCAGUGUUCUGAACUGAUAAGGUUUUUAGGAAUUUCUAGCAUGUAUCUAGUUUAGGAAUAAGUUCGUGAAUUAUGUAAUUUGUUCUGACAAAAUAAUUAUAAAAUUUUACACCACAA